CCUCUCAGUGUAGGGCUGCUUGUUGUCUGCUCACUCUCUGCCCGCCCUCUGAAGCCUGGGUUAUGGUGAAGAAGACAGCCUACCAGAACCACGCUGCGCCUCCUCCUCCGGCGCCUGAGAGGAGGAGGGUCCAGUGUUUCCGCUGCGGGGAGAUGUGUAAGGGGGAGGUGCUGAGGGUCCAGGCGAGACACUUCCACCUCAACUGCUUCACCUGCACAGUGUGUGGCUGUGACCUGUCCCGCGGGGGCUCCUUCCUGCGCAGCGGGGACUACCUCUGCACGCUGGACUACCAGCGUCUGCACGGGACGCGCUGCCAGGGCUGUGGGGAGUAUGUGGAGGGGGAGGUGGUCACCGCCCUGGGGAAGGCCUACCACCCGGCCUGCUUCGUCUGCACCUCCUGCAGACGUCCGUUUCCCACCGGUGACCGUGUCACCUUCAACAGGAAGGAGUGUCUGUGUCAGCACUGCUGUAUCCAGCCCCACCCCUCCGUCUCCAACGACAUCUCCUUCUCCAACAAUUGUGUGGGCUGCGGGAUGGACAUAAAGAACGGCCAGGCUCUGCUAGCGCUGGAGGGCCAGUGGCACCUGGGCUGCUUCAAGUGCUCCACCUGCCACCGCCUGCUGACCGGGGAGUACAUCAGCAGAAACGGACUGCCCUACUGUGAGAGAGACUACCAGGUCCAGUUUGGGGUCCAGUGUGACGCCUGUAAUCAGUUCAUCAUGGGCAAGGUUUUAGAGGCUGGAGAUAGACACUUCCACCCAAGCUGUGCUCAAUGCUGCAGAUGUGACCUUCUCUUCAGAGAAGGAGAAGAGAUGUUCCUACAAGCCUCCGUCAUGUGGCACCCCGACUGCAGGAGCAGCAGCAGUGGAGACACCCGCUCCAGGGCGACCAGGUCUUCGACGGAGAGCCUCUCAUCCCGGCCGGGCUCCGCCGUGGCCACCUCCCCAGGUCACUGCAUCUACGCUAAAGUAGACGACCAGGUGGUUGAUUACCGAGACUUAGCCGCCCUCCCGAGAGUCAAGGCCAUCUUUGACAUCGAUAGCCCGGACUUGCUCUCCUACGGAACCUUCCAUGAGACCAAGAGCCACCAGUCCUCCAAGCAGGACCGGCCCCUCCCAGCUCAGUAUCAGCCAGCAGGAGUUUCCUCUCCUCCUCUGAAUGAGGUCUCUCCUGAGAGAGGGCGGAGGAGCAUGGGGCCGGGGUCUAUCCACCGCCACAGCUACACCCCCAGUGUCUCCCCACAGCACUUCCACCGACCAGAACAUCAAGACAACCUGUACAUGAAGCCCCCCAUUUACAAACAGCAUGACACGCCUCCAGCUGCCUACCAGACCUCCUCUCUGCCUGGCCACGGCCGGCACAGCGGCUUCUUCUGUCAGCAGUAUGGAUAUCCAUACAACCAGUAUGGAUACGCAACGGAUGGAACUACUGGUUCCGAGGUGAGCGAUCCUUAGUGGUACCCGGUCAUGGGAACAUGUACUUCAAAACCAAGUGUUCCCAUUGGCUGUUCAAGGUAAUGCUAACAGACUAUCCCUGCUCGUCGUGUAGCUGAGCCGACCUGCGUUCUCACAGCUGGACCGUGGUCUGUCCCUGCCCAACCUCCUGGAACACACUGUGUACCCCUAUGAAGUCCUGGCUGGCACCCCUAGAGGGCGGGCCAAACUCCCCAAGAACGUAGACAGGACAAGACUCGAG
Messenger RNA from Gadus chalcogrammus (walleye pollock), 1695 nucleotides. RefSeq names its product actin-binding LIM protein 1-like. The transcript is spliced from 17 exons. The coding region runs from base 63 to 1454 and encodes 463 amino acids. NCBI's taxonomy places the organism in Eukaryota, Metazoa, Chordata, Actinopteri, Gadiformes, Gadidae. Gene Ontology annotation, cellular component: actin cytoskeleton; stress fiber. Gene Ontology annotation, biological process: cilium assembly; lamellipodium assembly. Gene Ontology annotation, molecular function: actin filament binding. The record is from RefSeq and is a predicted model, not a curated record.